Olea europaea var. sylvestris is the source of this 702-nucleotide messenger RNA. RefSeq lists its product as uncharacterized. The record is from RefSeq and is a predicted model, not a curated record. Bases 1 to 702 code for a protein of 233 amino acids. Lineage: Eukaryota; Viridiplantae; Streptophyta; Magnoliopsida; Lamiales; Oleaceae. Gene Ontology annotation, molecular function: endonuclease activity. The transcript has a single exon. Gene Ontology annotation, cellular component: preribosome, large subunit precursor; Las1 complex. Gene Ontology annotation, biological process: maturation of LSU-rRNA; maturation of 5.8S rRNA.
AUGCAAAAGCAGAUGCUACAAGGAUUAUUACGCAAAUCUCUUAUGUUGUCUUCUCCUGGCAACAAAAAGCUGAUGGAUUCGGCCCUUGUUCUUGUACAGAUGGCAGGAGACAACUCUUUACUCUGUAAGCUCAAGAAGAUGGCUUCCCUGUGGGUGUCAAAUUCCAACAUUAGCGAAGAAAAAUCUGUUGAUUCUCACAUUGAGAUCCUUUUUUCCGAACAAGAUUCUAUUCGUCAAGCUGAAGAGAAAUUCAAGUUAAUCAGACACAGACAAAUGAAGGGCCCUGAUGUAAAACCGACAGACUCCAGUGUGGAAGUUACUAGCCGAUGGGUUGUUACGAAGUCAUGGAAGCCAUGUCCUAUAGGCAUGCUCCCUCACAAUCUUGGCUUCUCGGGCCGUCUUCUGAUUCUCGACUGCAAUGACAAGCCCAGAGAAGCUCGAAAAGGAUCAGAUAGCAAGGCGCUUUGGGAACUAAAUCAAUGUGGUAAAAGGGAAACUGAUUGUCCGAUUGAAGAAUUGGAUAGCGCAUUUAUUAAGAAAGUGAAGGAGAAUGAAGCAGAUUGUGAAUCAUACGAUAAAGAUGAUACUCCCUCUGAAGGCGUUAUGGGUCGUCUGAUGGUCGAUGGAGUCUGGAAAAAAGUUGCAGAGGAAGAGCUGCUUGCUAUUGCAUCGACUGUAAGAUUAUUAGGGACAAUUUGCUAG